AAAUACUGGCCAGAACUGAACUGGCCUCAGGUGUACAAGCCUGCACUGGAAAUGCUUACCAUUCUGCUACAGUCAAAGAAACAUUUGUUUCUGGAUGAGAUGAUAACAUUCAUAGGAAUUCAUGAGGAACACGUCACUGCUUGCGUUAUGGACGUUCGUCACUCGCUGGACAAGUGGUCUUUGGAUCUGGCCGUGACGGCCCUCACGCUGAUUCGAGAACUCUCACAAUUCAAGGACAUGUGGAGACUUGCUCAUGAGAAGUCCAUGUUUGCCGUAGUGAAAGCUGUAAUGGUGUGUCUCAGUAGCUGUGUAUCAUAUUUGAUUCAUCCAAGAUUAUUGAAGAUCAUGGUUGAGAAACCACCGAUAGCUUCGACGCAACAUCUCAAAGCUAUGGUGAUGGAAGAUCCAGAUAUUUCACCACAUCUGAUCAAUAUUCAGAACAGGUUGUUGGAUAUAGUAUGCCUCUGCAUGGCUACCUUGAUGCCAUACACUCCCAGCGUCGUAAGUCUGCUCACGGACUUCAGAGAGUGUGAGGUGGAGUGGGAACCUCUCGUGAAGAUUACUUUUACGGAACCAGCGCUGAGCUUCAGCAGGCCUUCCCCGACUCUGUCGCAGGAAGUACUACCCUCUUUAACAUUUGGCUCGCUGAUUGCAUUUGCCAAUAUCUGCACUUCAGCUCUUGGCAAAGUAAGUGUGUGUUGACAGUAUCCAUCUUAC
This is a messenger RNA of Zootermopsis nevadensis, 717 nucleotides long. The record is from RefSeq and is a predicted model, not a curated record. Lineage: Eukaryota; Metazoa; Arthropoda; Insecta; Blattodea; Termopsidae.